AUGUUCAUCUUGAACGCAGAGAAGUCUAAGAUGAAGUUCAUGAAAAUCGGGACAAAGCCUGACACUUUCUACACUCAAGAUGCUUCAAGGAUUUUGAUAACCGACACACCCAACGAUCUCUUUAUCAGAAUCAACAACACCACUUAUCAUCUCCACAGAUCUUCUCUUCUUCCAAAAUGUGGGCUGUUGCGAAGGCUUUGCACUGAUUCAGAGGAGUCUGAUAGUGUCACCAUAGAGCUGAAUGAUAUACCUGGAGGAGCCGAUGCGUUUGAGCUAUGUGCUAAGUUCUGCUACGGCAUCACCAUCAACCUCAGUGCUCUUAACCUUGUCAAUGCCCUCUGCGCCUCCAAGUUUCUUCGGAUGUCUGAUUCUGUUGAAAAGGGAAAUCUGUUACCAAAGCUUGAAUCUUUCUUCCACUCCUGCGUUCUCCAAGGCUGGAAAGACUCCAUCGUCACUUUGCAGUCCACUGCCAAAUUGCCAGAAUGGUGUGAGAAUCUUGGGAUCAUCAGAAAGUGCAUAGAUUCAAUCGUGGAGAAGAUCCUCACUCCCACCGCACAGGUCUCCUGGUCCCAUACAUACACCAGACAAGGCUACGAAAAGAGACAGCACCACUCUGUUCCAAAAGACUGGUGGACGGAGGACAUAUCAGACCUUGACUUGGACUUAUUCCGCUGUGUCAUCACAGCAGCCAGGUCAACCUUCACGCUGCAGCCUCAGCUCAUCGGUGAAGCUUUGCAUGUAUACACCUGUCGUUGGUUACCAUACUUGAAAUCAAACAGCACUUCAGGUUUCCCAGUUAAAGAAAACGAAGCAGCGUUGGAAAGGCAUCGGCGUGUUGUUAACACGGUUGUGAAUAUGAUUCCUUCAGAUAAAGGCUCGGUUUCAGAGGGUUUCUUGCUGAGACUUGUUAGCAUAGCGAGUUAUGUGGGAGCUUCUCUCACCACAAAGACUGAGUUGAUUAGAAAAGCUGGUCUGCAACUCGACGAGGCAACUCUUGCAGACCUCUUGUUGCCUUCACAGUCGUCUUCUAAUCUCCAUCGCUAUGAUACCGACUUGGUUGCUGCGGUUCUCGAGAGUUUUUUAAUGCUCUGGAGAAGACAGUCUUCUGUGCAUCUUUCUAGUAACAGUCACUUGCUGCAUUCAAUCAGGAAGGUGGCAAAGCUUAUAGACUCCUAUCUUCAGGCAGUCGCACAAGAUUUUCAUAUGCCAGUUCCCAAAUUCGUGUCUCUUGCCGAGGCAGUGCCUGACAUUGCACGGGAGAGCCAUGAUAGACUUUACAAAGCAAUCAACAUAUAUCUCAAGAUGCACCCCGAGAUAAGCAAAGACGAGAAGAAGCGACUAUGCAGAAGUCUCGACUGCCAGAAGUUGUCUUCAGAGGUACGUGCACACGCUGUGAAAAAUGAGAGGAUGCCACUAAGAACAGUCGUCCAAGCCCUCUUCUUCGACCAAGAGAGCAGUUCCAAGGGAGUAUCAGGUCAAUUAGAGAGCCACCACUUCUUCUCAAGAGGUAAAGAGAUGCAUAAGCUUCAACUAGGUGCAGCUGAUACAGAUUCUAUAGGGAAAGCUAAAAGCGUACUUGAGGGAGGAGGCAAAAGAGGAGACGAGAAAAUCAGAUCCAGUACAAACCCCAGGAGGCUAGUCCGACAAGGAACAGGAUCAGAGCAUAAGCGACAUGUAAGUAGAGACAGGUAA
Thlaspi arvense is the source of this 1692-nucleotide messenger RNA. The record is from the annotation of a GenBank genome assembly. Lineage: Eukaryota; Viridiplantae; Streptophyta; Magnoliopsida; Brassicales; Brassicaceae.